Molecule: messenger RNA, 2100 nt
Organism: Falco peregrinus (peregrine falcon)
Lineage: Eukaryota; Metazoa; Chordata; Aves; Falconiformes; Falconidae
Gene: UROS
Product: uroporphyrinogen III synthase
Exons: 10
Coding region: 290-997 (235 amino acids)
Biological process (GO): uroporphyrinogen III biosynthetic process
Molecular function (GO): uroporphyrinogen-III synthase activity
Source: RefSeq, a predicted model, not a curated record
CGCAGGGCCCGCCGGAGGGCCGUGCCCCGGCCGGCUGGUGGAGCGCGCCGUGCGGGCCUGCAGCGGCCAACGCCGCCUCCGCCCGUGUGGGGAACGCAGCGCGGGCCUGCUCGGGCAGAGCUCUGCAGGCGGCAGCAGGGUUAAAGAAGAACAGUAAGUGUUAACGAGGUCAUUUGAAGAAGAGGACUGGGCGCUCACUGUUGCCAGCCAGAAGAAACACAAGGCGGAGGGCCUGGUAUGUAAUCUCAGCUUUAUAAAUGCAAUCUAAACAGAGUUCUUUUGGUAAACAAUGAAGGUUCUGUUGCUGAAGGAUCCCAAAGACAAAGAUUCAGGACCAGAUCCCUAUAUUGAAGAGUUAGGAUUAUACAACUUUGAAACGACUUUGAUUCCAGUUUUGUCAUUUGAAUUCAUAUCUCUUGAAAGCUUAUUUGAAAAGCUUUCUCAUCCAGAAUGUUAUGGAGGCCUAGUUUUUACCAGUCCAAGAGCUUUAGAAGCCAUCAAGAUGUGUUUAAAAAAGAAUAGUAAAAAUGAAGCCUGGUCAAAAUCUCUUAAACUAAGGUGGAAUACCAAACCUGCGUAUGUGGUAGGAAGAGCUACAGCUUCCUUAGUGGAAGAAAUUGGCCUUACUCCACAAGGAGAAAAGUCUGGAAACGCUGAAAAAUUAGCUGAAUAUAUUUGCUCAAGAGAGAAACCUAAUUCCUCAGCUCUUCUUUUUCCUUGUGGAGCCCUGAAAAGAGAAGUACUUCCUACAGUACUUAAAGAAAAAGGUAUACCUCUGGAAAGCCUUACCGUUUAUCAAACAACGCAACACACUGAUCUGCAAGAAUCUUUGAGCAGUUACUUCUCGCAACAGCUGUCUGGAAAGGAUACUUGUGGUGAUACAAGAAUAUCCUCCAUAGGCUUCUCGUUUCCCUGUUGGUUAUCAACAAAGUCCGAUAGCAGAAGGUUCAGACAGAGAGUGAGUCCCUUAGCUACUUGUUAUGGGAAUUACAAAUGAGCCUGGAAGUGCCUCCCUUUGAAGAAAACAAAUCCUUCCACAUUUUGUCUAACUUUCAAAACAGAUGUGUUUCAGAAUUACCGGGAAAUAACUGCUUAAUUACAUAUUCAGUUUAUUCCUUUCAGCUGGACACAAUUACUUUUUCAGUAGUAGUGUCAGAAAUUACAUUUAGCGAGGAUAUUUAGUGAACAGCUUUAUUAUUAUUUUUUAUUACUGUAACUGAAAUCUCACUGGACAUCUUUGCUGUAUAUUACAAAUCAGAAUCCAGCAGUAAUCUGCCCUACGUAGUUUCAGCGUUCUUUCUCCAAUUAUCCGAUCUGUGAAUGCAUUAAUGAUCUCACUGGAAGUGUUAGAGCAGUGACUUGCUGUUGACAUGUGUUGUUGAGAUCUAUUUGCUAAUUAUUGUUUUUCUCUUUUUAAAACCAUCUAGUAAAUGUCAUUAAGCAAGGAUCAGUGCAUAGUAAAAGAUCUGAAUGUACUAAUAAUUGCUUUUAUUUUUUCAAGAUUGGCUUUCUGAAUUUUCCAUUUGUAGGCACCCACAUCAUACGUAGGAUUAAUUUUCUGCAAAACGCAGGCUUUCCUUAUUACACAGACUUGGCCUCCUUGAGCACAUUGCACCUCCUUUUAAAGUCUGCGCAUUAACAUCUUGUUAAAUUACAUAUUGAUUUUGAAGUUCUUUUUCAAGAGGCCCUAAAAGGUUAUGGCACGGGCAGUCGAUGAUACACGGCAGUAUCCCCGUGCUCCUCGGUGGGUACUGCAGUUCUGAUCCCCACGGUAUGUAGUUUACAGCCGUUACAAAAGUCAGUCAAUGGUACAUACGCAUUUUGUAACUUUCUGAAACCUUUUGAUGGCACUCCUCACUUGCUGCAAUUAGAUGUUGGUUUAAGCGUAAAGCUGUGAAAAUGUGUUUCUCAUGCGCUUUUUAGUUGUCCUUAACUGGUGCUGCUGUGGUUAUGUAUUUAGUGUGUGGAGAGCUGACAUAAAAUGACAAGUGUUGAGCAAUUUGUGAGGACAGUGAAGAGCACUGUGUGAAACUCUCAUUCUGGCCUCCACGAGCUAAGGCUGGCUACCAAGUCACGUGCUAUAAACUAACAACAGAUGUA